Molecule: messenger RNA, 1604 nt
Organism: Ceraceosorus guamensis
Lineage: Eukaryota; Fungi; Basidiomycota; Exobasidiomycetes; Ceraceosorales; Ceraceosoraceae
Exons: 2
Coding region: 360-1295 (311 amino acids)
Source: RefSeq, a predicted model, not a curated record
CAACGUACACAAGUCACGAGUUAUGGGUGUAGGUGGCCCAUUUCAUCGUUUGGCUCCCUGUCCUUCACCCAACAUCAGCCGCAUCUUCUCAUCCACGACUCGCUUGCUCGUGCAGUCUACCGUUGGGUGUUCGGUGACCACUCAUCCGCUUGCCCCGCUGCUCGUGAGCAAUACGCGUGUCAGUCACGAUUUGCCAGUCACAGCUGUCUUCAAGUCGGACAUCGAUCAUCGCAAAGCAGGGUCCGAAGCGCUUCGAUCUGCGCUUACCACUCCCGGACGCGCUAUUUUCACUCGUCCCAAACUCGAUCACCCGACAGCCUGGCUCUCAAGGGCGCGCCUACCUUCUUCUGGUGGUUAGGAUGGCACCCGACGCACGAGCGCUUCUGCGAGCACGAGCGGCGGCAGCAGCAGCUUCUGCGCAGAGCAGCUCCUCGGCCGCACCCUCUGGAUCCACCAACGUCCAUGCUGCCUCUGCUUCCGAGAAAUCUUCUGCCAGCAGCUCGGUGUCGGGCAUCUCGGAUCCUUACGCGGUGUAUGUAGGCAGAAAUCGCGCAUUGCGAUGCAAAGCUUGCGAUGCCAGUAUCAAGCACGAAGCGCUUUGGUCCUCUCACGCAUCCAGCAAGAGUCACAGAGGAAACGUGACGAGGGUGAAAGCUGAGCUAAGAGAGGCUGAAGAGCAGAGAGCGGCCAAUGAGGCUCGAAGUGAGCUUGUUCAUGAUGCGGCUGCUGGCAUAGAGACGGACAGGAAGCGAACAGCAGAGGAGUUGGAGCCCGAAUCUUCGCUUUUGGGAAUUGCAGGGAGGUCCGAUGCAUCAGAGAGCAAAAGGCAAAGAACAACACACAGCUCGCAUGACGAACAUCGUAUGGAGGAGGACGGCGAAUGGGCCAGAUUUCAGGCGGAAGUGCUCAAUGCUCCCUCCACCUCCGAAAGUGGAGUGGCGAAGUACGUCGACUCGACCAUCGAAGUAGCUCCUGUCCUUCGCAGCCAGAAUGGAUCCGUGCCCUCGCAGAGCGAGCAAGCGCAGCAGCCUGAAGAAAUUGAAGAGGCCGGUGCGGUGGAGACGGAGGACGAGAAAAGGGAAAGGCUGGACAAGGAGGCAAAAGAGGAGAUUUACGCAAGAAUGGAGGAGGAACAGAGGCUGCAGGAUGAAGCCGACGAGAGAGUGACAGCACUUCGCGCGCGCCUAGAUCGCUUGAAAGCUGUUCGGUCAGCGCGUCAAAAGCUGGCUGGCGAAUCAGCAGCACGAGGAAAGCCUAAUGGAAGCAGUCUCCUGUCCUCGAAGAGAGGCUCCUGAACCGCAAAAUUCGGCGUAGUCAGGCCCAGGUCACUCAGUCUUUUUGGAUUUACGCUUGUCGCUCAGCGAAUCAUCCAAAACGGUUUCUCGACAAUGUGAUUACGCCUUGUACUUGUAGCCUAAAGCGGCGAUGCCGGACGGUGUGGGAAUUACACAAAGAGAGGUGACGCCUGCGCAGAAGUAAGUCAGACAAUCUCAGUCAAGUACACGUCCGGAUACCUUUUCGCUUGGACGCUUCUGGACGUCUAGCGGUUCUGUAGACGCUCGGCUCAUUCAUUCGUGACUUUGCGACGUUUGGAAGGUUCCUGC